CGUCACCAUGGCUGCAGAGGACGCGAAGUGAAGUAAUUGUGGGGGCUGCUUUCAUUCAUUUGCUCAGAAAUGGCAAAAAUGUAUCAUAAAGAGAAGAGCAUCCAGAUAAAGAGCAGUGCAUCUGCUCUCUACAACAACCUCAGUGUGCUGCGCAUUGCCCCGCGCUGCCUCACCUAUUUCACUGUGGUCCACGCCAACGUGGUCAACAUGGUCAGCGCCUCCUGGGAUGGACUGAACUAUUCACACCGACAGCUGCAGUCCAAAGAGGGCAACGUGGCCACCAGCUCCUCACUCAUUAUGCAGGCAGCCUGGUGUGUCCUACCAUCCAGAGACCUCCUUGUCCUCACGUCUCAAAAAGGGAUACAGAUGUACGAGUCUGAUGGCUCCAUUAUGGUGUAUUGGCACGCACUGGACACUCCAGAGACUCCCACAGCUCAAGCAGUGUUUGCGAGAGGGAUUGCUGCAGUGAGAGAGAAAUACAUCUGUGUAGGGGUCUCGUCUGGUUCAGUGCUGGUGUUUGAUGUUCCCAGCAAAGGAAGCAACAUUACACUUUCUGAAGUCCUAGAGGAACACACAGAGGCUAUCACAGACAUGGCUUCAGAGUGCUCAGGCAGUAUGGAAUGUAUAGCUGAUUUGGUGAGUGCUGAUGACUCAGGUCUUCUCUGUGUGUGGAAAUCUGGAGGGGAUUUCCAGCUUCUCAACAAGAUCCCUGGAUUUGACACUAGCUGUUCCUCUGUGAAGCUGUGGAAAGGCACUGUGAUAGCCGGUUAUGGCACAGGACAGAUUCGCCUGUACGAGGGAGUCACUGGGAUCCUGCAUGCUGAGGUCAAUGCCCACGCCCGCUGGAUCUACUCACUGGACAUCGCUCCUUUCACUGGUCUGCUGCUGUCUGCUGCUGAGGACUCUCUAGUUCGAGUAUGGCAUUUAACUAUCACCCCAGAAACCAACAGUGUAGAGAUCGAACACCUGUAUAAUGAAUGUGUGACGGACACUCAGAUUUGUGGAGCCAAGUUCUGCGACGGCGACGGCUACGCAUUCGCAGUCACGGGCUACGACUUGAGCGAGAUCAUCCGCUACACACAGGCUUAGAAAGUGCUCCCUGUGAUUAUCUGAGGAACGUUUACUGUAAGACACAGGCCUGACUGUGUAUGAUGGUAGAGCUUGUUUGUUUGUGAUUUGGUUUACAGUAUAGGUGCAGGGAGCAAGACUGUCAGCAGUACAUUGUGUUCUGUGUACUGUAGUGGAAGCUGAACUCUGGGUCCAAAGAGGCGUGUGAAAGUCAUCAUCAUGUUUCUGCAGCCAUUCAUUGGUCUAAUUUAAUCACACUGGUCAAAGUGAAGCCUCAGUAUAAAGGAAUAGUUUUGCAAAAAAUCUAAUUUACACAGGUUUUCCUUUAAUUCAGUUGCAGUGAGUCAGCCAAGCGUUUGGUAUCUGACGUUUGUGUCUUUUCUGGAGCUAAGAGGCUAAAUAAGCUAACAAAUAAUGGAAGCUUAUACUGACCAAAUGGAAUAGUGAAAAUGACAUGCCUAAACAUUCUUAAACUGCGCUGUGUAAAUUAGAUUUGUCACAAAACGUAUUCUUUUAAAGAUGAGGCAAGCCUGAGAUAAAAAUGUUCUUGCAGUCAGUUCUUUUCUAAAGAGGCUGCAGCUGAAAAUACAGGGUGGAUAUUUUGAAAGAGUAUAGGAGAGAGGCAACAAAAGACUGGUAACUAGACAUGACUGUGAUAAUAGCAUAUACGUUCAAAUAGACAUUUAAAUUAAAAAAUUAUAUUAAGUAGGAAUGUCUUUGUUUCAUAUAGUACUGUGCAAAAUUCAGAGACCACCCUUUCAUUGAUUUACUUUCCAGUCAAAAAUGCCUAGUAAGUACAAAUUAUUUAAUUUUAGCUUGGUUUCGGCAGCAAAAUGAUAUGAGAGUAUUACACAGAAGUCUCCAACACUAAGGAUAAUGUCAAAUCUAUCAUUGUUUAGUUUGUCCACUCAUUAGAUUAGUGCACCCUACUGCCAAAGCAACUACCCAAACUCACCUUAGCCUUUGCAUCUACAAAGGCUAUAAGAGAUAUUUCUGAGGAGAUUAGAUUUAAGAUAAUCUACUUGCAUAAGGAAGUGGAAAAGCAAAAGAAAAUCAGUGAAAAAACAGGAGUUUCCAAAAACUGGAGUUAAAAAAUGAAUAAAUUUUAUAGACAAAGAUAAGGUAGGAUAAGAUCAAGCUCUACUUUUGCUUCAGAUCUGAAGAAAUCCACAGAUGUUUCUGUCCACUGUGAGAAGACAACUCAACACUAAGCUGUUGCUGAGAGAAGGAAUAAAAAUUGCAAUUCAGUGGACGUCUGGACUGGACAUCUGAGAUGUGGAGUAAGGUUUUAUGGAUGAAAAUGAUGAGCAGAAAACACAACCAUCUGAACUUUGGAGGUGUGGAAAAAUCUUCCUGCAGAUUUCUUUGAAAAACUGAAAGUAAGUCUCCUGAAAAGAAUGAAAGCUACUAUGUUUAGUUGUGGAGCCUUCAGUGUAAUUUUCAGUUAAAUAUAUAUGUGUUUUCUACCUUUUUCUUGAUGCUGAAAGUUGUAUCUUGCACUUAAUGGCUGGCUGUUUUGACUGGAAAUCAAAUAAAUGUGGGGUGGUUUCUGACUUUUGCACAGUACUACAGGUGUGUAUGUAUUCUUGUAUACUUCUGUACUAGGGGUUAUAUUGGAACCAUGCUGAGUGACUUCUUUACAGUAGACGUUAUGUGUAUCUUCAUAUCAAAAUGUGGCUGAAGUCGACUUUGUAUCAACAUAGUUUGAAUGUAUUUAUUUAAUAUGAAUGUUGUUGUGUUAAUGAGACAGACUAUUUUUCCUUAAAGAAUUCUUAUGUCUUACAUUGUGCACUUCUGGUGCAAGAGCUGUUGUCAUAAAAUUAUAGUAUUAUAUUUUUCUUGAUCAAAAACGCUAGUCAAUAAACGU
Messenger RNA from Colossoma macropomum (tambaqui), 2935 nucleotides. It is a transcript of the gene wdr54, whose product is annotated as WD repeat domain 54. The record is from RefSeq and is a predicted model, not a curated record. The coding region runs from base 70 to 1089 and encodes 339 amino acids. Gene Ontology annotation, molecular function: protein binding. The transcript has 10 exons. NCBI's taxonomy places the organism in Eukaryota, Metazoa, Chordata, Actinopteri, Characiformes, Serrasalmidae. Gene Ontology annotation, biological process: cilium-dependent cell motility; cilium assembly; sperm axoneme assembly.